UCUGCGUCACUGCACCCAGAAACAGAAUCAGGAACAGGAUACAGAGAGUGGUAGUUCCAUAAUUGGCGAGUUAGGGUUCGGAAUUUGACUCACUGAGUCACCGCAUUGUCGCCGGAGUUUUUGUUUUUUUAUUCUUUCUUUCUUUCUUUUUCUUUUUUUGGCUCCGAUCAUCAAUUCAUCAUCAUUACUCUUGCGGUUCUUUUUUUUUCCGGCGAGGAAUUUGGGAUGUUCCGGUGAGGCGGUGACACUUGGGUCAUACUUGAGUGAGGGUGAAUUCCCGAUUUUGACCCCAAAGCGAAGGCAGGAACCACUGACUGUCCACACUCUCAAAAAUUUUCACUUGUUUCUUUCACAAUUCAUUGGAUUCUAAAGAGAGAGAGCUUCUUCAACUCAGUUGUGUGAAGUGUAACCCUUUAUGGCUGUCUCUUUGACACGUUUGUCAUGGUGGUUAUGGGGUGGCAAGAAAGAGAAAGAGCCAGUUUCUAUCAAUGGCUCAUCAUCAUCAUCCACUGAAUGGGGCUUUCCAAUGAAGGAAAGAGAGGCUGUGAUGAAGUUCCCUUUGGUGAAGGGAACAAAGGUAGCUCCAUCAUCUCACAGGAACAAGGUUAAGAGGAAAUGGCAGAGCAGAGAAGAUAGAAGGAUAAGGGAUCAUCAUGAUGAUGACCAUGCUAACGAUAUUGAUGAUGAUGUUGUGUUGGUUCCUUCUGAUGGUGGUGGUGGGUGCUUGUCUGGCUCUGAAUCUGAUGACUCUGAUUGGUCCAUUGGGUGGUUGGAGCCUCAUGGAUCCAGUUUUCAGAGCUUCGAUGAUGAAUCUGAUAAUAGUUUUGCUGUGCUUGUUCCUUGCUAUAGACCUGGAUGCAAGGAGGUUGAGGGUUCCAAUAAUGAGCUUUUGAGUGUCAUCAAUGACCUCCCAAAUGAGUUUUCAUCUGCUGGAAUGAACUACAUGGAUCGAUGGCUGGCUUCUAUUCAGAAUUUUAGAGCUUAGAAGAAGACUGAGCCUGUUACUAUGGGAUCUUUCUGACCAAAAAACUAAUAUCUAGAAGUAGGGGGAGGCAAAAUAAUCUCAUGCCACCAAGAUUAGUUAGUUUUGUACAUAGAAUCCAACUCUCCUCUAAUAUCAUCUAUUAUGAGUAGUAAAUAGCUUUAGUAGAUAUGAAUUUGGUCUUGGAUAUUAAUCUCUCUAGGCCAAUCAAGACUCUAUCAAUCACCAAAAGGAAAAAAAAAAUGUGAAUAUGGACUUUUUUGGUUGUUGGAAUCCUUUAUAUUUCUACAGUAGAAGGUAUCUAUUCAUAUAAUAAGAUGUGAUAUUUUGCCCUGCUUAAAAUACCAAAUAACCAUUGAAUUUACAUCCCCAAUAAG
Molecule: messenger RNA, 1359 nt
Organism: Arachis stenosperma
Lineage: Eukaryota; Viridiplantae; Streptophyta; Magnoliopsida; Fabales; Fabaceae
Exons: 3
Coding region: 416-985 (189 amino acids)
Source: RefSeq, a predicted model, not a curated record